GCAAGUGUGCUGUGUGCUCCAAUACUGAGGAUUAAUUAUUUAUGUUUCUAUGAUCCCAUUUGUAUAUAAGAUUGGAUAGGGUUUUCCAUUUUUAAGUCUCCCAGGUUUUUCUCUCCUUUGCUUCUUUCUCUCUCUGUGGUCCUCUUUCUUUUCUUCUCUUCCCUGGAGGAUAUGGAGCUUGCUUUGAGCUUAGGUGAUACCUCCAAGCCCUUCAAGUUUCUUGACCAAACCCCUAAGAUAUCAACUAAAGAUCCAGGGUUUUGCAUGGGAUUAGAAACUGGAUUUACUGCAACUCCAAGAUCCCAAGAUAAGGUAGUUGAUUCUACCCUUCAAGGUGAAGCUGCUGCUGAUGACACAAGAGCCUCAUCAGAUCUUCCUGUUCAGCUUAAUCUUUUACCCUUCUCUCCGGUUCCCCGUAGACGGCAGGUCCCAUCUCAGAUUCCUUUUCCAUGGCUCUCAGAUAACUUGGUGUCUGAACCGGGUUCCACAGAUGGAUCAGGUAGGGGGUUUGAUGUGAACAGGCUGUCAGCUGAGGAGGCAGAAGAAGGAGCGGCGUUGUCGUCGCCCAACAGUGCUAUGUCGUCAUUUCAGAUGGAUUUUGGGAUUAGGAGCAGUGGAGGUGGUCGAUGUAAUAAAAGAGAUAUGGAGGCUAUUGAAGCCGAGAGAGCGAGUUCAAGAGCAAGUGAUGAUGAAGAGAACGGAUUGACUAGGAAGAAACUCAGACUUUCUAAGGAGCAAUCAGCUUUCCUGGAAGAAAGCUUCAAAGAACACAAUACCCUCAAUCCUAAACAAAAGCUUGCUUUAGCAAAGCAAUUGAAUCUUCGUCCUCGUCAAGUAGAAGUGUGGUUUCAGAACAGAAGAGCUAGGACAAAGUUGAAGCAGACGGAGGUGGAUUGUGAGUAUUUAAAGAGAUGUUGUGAGACACUGACAGAAGAAAAUAGGAGGUUGCAAAAGGAAUUGCAAGAAUUAAGAGCUUUAAAAACUUCCCAACCUUUCUACAUGCAACUUCCUGCCACAACUCUCACCAUGUGCCCUUCUUGUGAGCGCGUGGCUACCACUACUGCUUCGGCUACCACCAACACCAAUGCCACUGGUAACACCACCACCAGCAACAACAAACAACCACUGGCCACCACCGCCGCUGCCGCCAUCAUCCCUUUGACUACUACCACUAGCAACACAAAUUCUACAUCAUUGUCACUAGCUAAUAAGCCUAGGUUAUACCCUUUCACUACUCAAGUCCACAUGCCCCAAGCCCAAGCUCAAACUCACCAAGCUACUUCUUGACUGGCCAAGGUGUAAUUAGUGACUACAAAACAAAAAGAUGGAAAACAAGGAAAGGCAGAACUCCAUCCAUUUGUAAAUAUUUGGCCUCAAGCUUGAAGGAAUUUCUUUAUUAUUAAUUAAUUUUAUUUAUAUAGAAUUAGGAAGGGAGAAUUUAAAGAGUGAUUGAUGUGUUAUGUUGACAGAUGAUGAAGGAUUAUAGAAGAGAUUGUGCUAGAAA
Hevea brasiliensis (rubber tree) is the source of this 1504-nucleotide messenger RNA. RefSeq names its product homeobox-leucine zipper protein HOX11. Gene Ontology annotation, cellular component: nucleus. The record is from RefSeq and is a predicted model, not a curated record. Gene Ontology annotation, biological process: regulation of DNA-templated transcription. Gene Ontology annotation, molecular function: DNA-binding transcription factor activity, RNA polymerase II-specific; sequence-specific DNA binding. The transcript is spliced from 4 exons. NCBI's taxonomy places the organism in Eukaryota, Viridiplantae, Streptophyta, Magnoliopsida, Malpighiales, Euphorbiaceae. Bases 172 to 1287 code for a protein of 371 amino acids.